CUCGUCUAUACCAGGAAACAGCCCAAAGAAUGAGAGACUGCUGAAGACAAAACUUCUCUGCAAAUGCCUGCCCAGGCGUUGCGAGCAGACAUCUAUGAGAGAAAAGAAGACAUCUUCCAAGGAACACCAGAAAGUUCUUCUGACAUCUUUAAAGAGAAUCUGUGAAGUUUGAACAAGCGGCCUUCCCAAGAUGUACCGAAUAUCUCAACUGAUGUCAACACCAGCAGCAAGUAAAUGUUCUUCCCGGUUGGAGAGAGAAUGUGCUGGAGAGCUAUCUGCCACAUGCAUUUUCCCAAGAACCUGUGAUUCUCUGGAAACAGGCUCCAAAUUUAUUUUUUCCUGUUAUUUCCCGGAUGGUGACAGUUCCUUUGAACGCUGCUCCAUGGAGUCUUUGACAGGCUUUCGCUGUAUCUGUCGCCGAAGUCCCAGACUUCUUACCAAUGGCUACUACAUUUGGACAGAAGACAGUUUCCUCUGGGAUGACGAUGGCAAUGUGACCCUGAAUCCAUCCCAGACCCGUGUUAUCUACAAGGAGAACUUAGUUAGGAUAUUUAGGAAAAAAAAGAAAAUCCGCCAUUCUCUUCCUUCUCUCUUCAACCUCCAUGCCUCUAAAUACUGGCUGCAUGGAAGUUUCCUUGGUGAUGUUAAUUCUUCUCCAAGUGAGGAUGUCUGGUUGGAGGAGGUUAGAAGGCUGGAUACAGACCACUGCAAUGGGAAUGGAGGUGAUUUGGACUGUUCUUCCCCAACUCAUGACUGGGACGCAGAGAUGCCAAGUGCAGAGGAUACAGUAACCUCCUCUUCCGGUCACAUCGUACCUCAACUUCCCAGGGAAGGGUCCCAAGAUUCCCCUCUUCAGUCCCAGUUGAUGGCAUCCGAACAUUUCCAGGAGAACAUUUGCUAUUAUUCAAAAACCAGUUUGUCUCAAGAGGUCUCCUUUCAGGCAAUCCUGUUUGCUAUGUGCUUAAUCAGUUUUGCAUGUGCAAGAUGGUUUAUGGAAGGAAUAUUGGCCAGUGUCUUCACAUGCUCACUGCUGGUAAUGGUAGCUUCCUUGCCAGCUAUGUCAAAGCCACAACCUGUGUUGGAUUUGCCAAAAUUUGACAACCAUUUAGCAAUGCCUCUGAUGAAUGUCUUCCAACUGGAUAUCCAGAAAUUGUCCGGCUUUCAGUCACCUUAGAAUCAGCUGCUUUACUGGGAGGGAAUGAGCAAUUGGAUAAUUAAGAAAAAGAUUUAAUCUCACUGUAUUGUUUUUUUUAAAUCUAAGUUUUUCCUUUGCAAUUGUAAUAUGCUCAUGAAAAUAUUUCCUUUUUUUGCAAACACCAGCAGUUGGAAGGGAAAGGCCGGGGAAUGUGAUGGCUCACCUGGAGCAAAUGUUCCCUCCUUGUUCCCCAAGGCAGUUCCCAGACAUUAGUUUUCAUUAGAGAAUCCUACGGGGAGCUUGUGACAGGGCAGACUCCUGGGGCCUGCCCACAUGCACCUAGGGCUUGAUGAAGUGCUUUAAUUGAACAAUGAGUGUAAGUUUAUGUAAUUAAUGCCAACUUGAAUAUGAAUAAGGGUAGUUUGUACAUAAUGUUGUAAAAGUUCAUUAUUCCUCCCAAAGAAGGGGCUCACUAUUAGGUGCUGAUAGUGGGUGAUG
This is a messenger RNA of Nycticebus coucang (slow loris), 1633 nucleotides long. RefSeq names its product transmembrane protein 71 (gene TMEM71). Bases 191 to 1174 code for a protein of 327 amino acids. The transcript has 12 exons. Lineage: Eukaryota; Metazoa; Chordata; Mammalia; Primates; Lorisidae. The record is from RefSeq and is a predicted model, not a curated record.